AUGGAAUCGCAAGAGAAAGAUGUGGAGCGCAUCGAUAUCGAUCCGGAUGGCGACCUGCUGCUGGUCCUCAAGGGGCCCCGUACUUUUGACAAGUCGAUCAUGGCGAGCGCCCCGAUGCCAUUUGCCGGUCUCAUCAGCCUCAAUGCCAAGAAGAAAGAUUAUGUUGUUGAGAUUCGCGUCUCUUCCUAUCCUCUGGUCACCGCCUCGGCAGUCUUCAGGUCGCUUGUGCAUGGACCUUUCAAAGAAGGCAGCAACUACGCGACAGCUCGCAGCAAUGGAGUUGCCUGUCCUUUGUCCCUGCCAGCGGACAAUGUCAAUGCCAUGUUGAUCCUGUGCAAAGUGUUGCACUUCAAACUUCAAAUGCCCACUCCAAGUCUGAAACUAAUGGAAAUACUGGCUGUCCUCUGUGACAAGUAUCAAUGUACUCCCAUCCUUCGGUUCUGUGGAAGCACUUGGCUGCAUACACACCGAGAGGCUAUGAGCAAGACAGACAUCAAUGAGGACUUCAGCCGCUUGUUUCUUUUUGCCUACCUAGCGGAUCUGGCACAAGAGUUCAACGAGCUUGCCUGGCAAAUUCUGCUCUACAAUAAAGGACCGAUAGUUGGGGACAAAACUGGUACACAGCUCUUGAUCAACAAUCCUCUCCUGCCGGCCAAGAUCAUCAAUGAACUCAACAAGAGACGAGCAGCUAUUGUGCGGAACUAUCAUGAUGUGAUGCUUUUGCCCUUCGACAUGGAACAAUGGCCACAUAUCGGCCAAGACUGCCCUGAGGGUAACAAAGAGAUACUCCGGUACAUACGGACCUUGACAAAACACAAGCUCUUGGGCAUCAGCUACGACGAGUUUGCUCGGAAGGGGCUCAUGGAUCUUUGGAGCGUCUUUGCAGAUCUCAACGCCGCAGUCGAGAACAGCGUCUCGUCUACGAACAGUAGCGCGGCCACGAACGGCAUCACGUCGGCGAGGGGGGGUGGGAGCUACAGGGCUUCUGCGAGGGGCAGGGGCAGGGGAAGGGGCAGAGGCUGGGGCAACGCAUGGAACAAUGCCCUUACUCCCAGCGUGCAGGAGGGCACUUGCACGGGAAGCGGAUGCGCAACUGCUGCCAGCUCUCCACCGGAAAAGCUGCUGAAAAAUUUCAUUGCCGAGAGCUUAGCCUCACGCAACAGAUGGUGGUAUGGCUGCCUCGACUGCCUCAAGGGUAAUACUGGUGGGAACGCCUGUCGCGUUUUCCACGCCACGAGGCAAUGA
Messenger RNA from Pyricularia pennisetigena, 1245 nucleotides. RefSeq lists its product as uncharacterized. NCBI's taxonomy places the organism in Eukaryota, Fungi, Ascomycota, Sordariomycetes, Magnaporthales, Pyriculariaceae. The coding region runs from base 1 to 1245 and encodes 414 amino acids. The record is from RefSeq and is a predicted model, not a curated record. The transcript is spliced from 3 exons.